AUGAGUUGCUCGUGGGUCGUGGCUCAGCUAUUUAAGGCUCGAGCUUUACUUGAUUCGUGUGAUAAACAACUCACAUUCCACAGUGGCACUCAACAGGCGGUUGCCAACAUAGGCCCAGCCCAAAUACAUCCUCACAACAGCAAGGAUCACAACAAAGAGUCCACUCGAAGCCGCGCCCAAAACGAGUCUAACGGGCUCGGAUUUGGGCCCAACCGACCCAAACCAAGAAACGGGAAGGCCCACGAACAGCGCGAAGCAGGCCCCUGUGACGAAGAGCCUCGAGCCGAACUCUACAGCGUCGCCAGCGGCCCACGAGAAGGGGAAGGAGUCGGACAGGGCCUGGUACUCGUUAAUGGGCUGCUGGUCCAGGGGCACGGGGCAGCCCGUUUCUGGAGGGGUAUUGCUGAUGAGAGGGGUAUUUUGGGGAAGGUGGAUUGUGUCGGAGUUUUUGGAUAUGGUGAAGUGGUGGUUAGGACUACAUAUAAUGGGGGGAUCGACUGUGUGUGGGAUAUCCAGGUGUCGACCCUGGAAUCCGACAGCUCCAACAACCUGCAUCGAGUUCAUCCCAGUCCAUGGUACUAA
Striga asiatica is the source of this 582-nucleotide messenger RNA. The record is from the annotation of a GenBank genome assembly. NCBI's taxonomy places the organism in Eukaryota, Viridiplantae, Streptophyta, Magnoliopsida, Lamiales, Orobanchaceae.